This is a messenger RNA of Acanthocheilonema viteae, 2919 nucleotides long. The record is from the annotation of a GenBank genome assembly. Lineage: Eukaryota; Metazoa; Nematoda; Chromadorea; Rhabditida; Onchocercidae.
AUGAGUUGUGGAAUGCGAUUGGAGGAUUUGAACUUGAGAAAUGAGAAAAGGAGAAGUGUUAAUUGUGCGCAACGAUAUGGUUAUCCAUACACGGAAAAAAUGUAUUUAUUUUUGUGCGUGCUUUUGUUGUUGGUAUUAGAUAAAUCGUCAUCAUGUCAUGCUGCUAAGGAAAAUUCCGGACGCAGUGGACGUGCUGUGGGUCACAGCGAACAAUAUAUCAAACAGAUAUUUUAUACUCAUGCGAACUGUGUUCAUGCGGAUUGGGCUUGUAAUCAAGAGUGUCGCUUGGAAUAUGUAAAUCGUUCUACCGGAUUAUGUGUCCCACCUUCUCCAACAGAAACUUGCUUCGGAAUACCCAUUCGUUACAAUUAUACCUUCGAAACUGCUGAUGUUUUAGCUGUAUUGUCGAAAUAUGAAGUUCUCAGCAAAUUCCCACGAUGUUGGUCGGCGCUGGGACCUUUGCUGUGUGCGGUGGCUUAUAGGCCAUGCUCUAACCGAGCAUAUUUCGAAGUUUCGAUGGAUAAGCCGGGCAAAAUGGAAUUAUGGCAGGUGUUUCGGAAGGAUAUGUGCCAGCAAGCAGUUGAAAAAUGUAAUUUUCUCUUGGAAAACGGCUUCUGGCCUAGUUUUGUCAAUUGUUCAGAUACGAUCAAAUCGAAGGACGGAAGACGGAUUUUUUCGGAUGGGUCUUGUGCGAUGGCUUACAACAAAGAGCCCUCAAAAAUGGAACCAAAGCAAUGCUUGUGGCCUUUGACUGCUGGAAUAAGUCAUACUAAACCUAUGGCUCAACCGCUUAUCGACGAUUGUUAUCUUCCGUGCAGGUCACCUUUAAUUAGCUCACAGUGGAUAUACGAUGGUUUUAGGACGUUAAUUUUUUCCUUCUCUUUACUUACUUUUAUUGGUGGUCUAGUUUGUACGCUUUAUCUAUUCAUUUUCUCACUUCUCUUCACGAGUGAUCUUUGUGUUUAUUCAUUAACCCAUGCACUCUUAAGUGCAACUAUCCAUUGGUUCAUGUGGUUACUAAGUUAUGCUGAUCGAGUAGCAGAGCGUGCAAUGUGUUUCGAUAUGCUAAGGCGUGAUGCAAAGAUUUUAAGGAGUUUAUUAGAUUGGUGUAGCAUUCAGUUUUGGCUGCUACAUACUACGAUAUUAUCUGGCUUUUUUUGGUUACUGAUUGCAUUGGCAAUUCAAAUCGGUCGACCAAAAAUCAAUCGUGAACAAACAAUUAAAUGGAAUAAGCAUAAUCAUCUUGAAUUGCGCUGCUUUUUCCUUGUUUGUUAUUUAGUGGCUGGUUCAUUAGCUACAAUUGCAUUAUGGGCAGAUGUUAUUGAAACAGAUGGUAUCACCGGUGUUUGCUAUUUCGGAUUUCAUACGAUAAGAAGUGCGGCAAAUCUCUAUGGUCCCAUCCUGGUCACUUUUACAUUGUUCUUACUUGCGAUCGUUUAUUUUCGCAAGUGUAAUGGAGAUAGGAUGAAAAUCGAGACUUCAAAUAAUUCGGAAAAACGAGAUCAAGUGGUACUUAUUGUAGACCACAUCGAUGAUGAUAAAGGGUUAUUUGAUUAUGAGGAUGCUAAGAAAAAUGGCUACUCACAAAUGGCGUUCUUUUGGCGAAAUCUGUUUUGCAUUAUUACCACUCUAUCAUUUGUCGCAGUUGCAAUACUCCUUCACUAUAGCUUUUUUACUGAUGGCAUUUCAGAACAGGAAGUUAUUCUGGAUUCCGUAAGAUGUUCUCUGAAUAAAACAGUUACGGAGGGGCAGACGAGAUGGUUGCAUGGAAUAACGCGGGAUCAAAAAGCAGAUGCUUUUUCGAGGCGAGCAUCCAUCGGUAGCAGUUUUUUAAGCGCUCCUGGUUGCGAAUUGCCAUCAAGUGUGGACGAUCAAUUAUUACCUAUAUUUCUGGUCUAUCUUUUUUUUCCUUCAUUUCCAUUUGUAACUGUUAUCAUUUACAUAUUGACUGGAUUUUGUGGCUAUGGGAUGAUUGGUGUUGAGAAAAUACGGAAAAAGUUCAAUCCGUUUGUUUUGGUGAAGUACUCAGAAUUGACUCCAAUAACGGGAAAGCAACAGCCUGAUGAAACGCUGAUUACCGGUACAUCUAAUUCCUCUAGUAAAAUGAGUCCAUCGAAAGAAGUUUCUUCCAAGGAAUGUGAAAAUAUCACACAAUUGGAAAAUAACGAAGAAGAAUCUCGCGACAUAUUUCCUACAGAUUUGAAAAUUAGGAGAUUGGAUGUUUUACAAAGAAGUAGGGAAAGAAGAAGGCGCCAAAUGGAAAGUGGAUAUCUGUUUUUGAAACCAACGAAUUCAAUUCAAACGACAACGUCGGUUCUUUCUGCUUAUCAAAACGGGGUUGUCGAAGGUCACUGGCGUGAACGAUGUGUAAAUUAUGAGAAGCAAAUCAAAGCACUUUCGGCUAAUUUACGCAUUGCAGAUCAUGAAAUACGACGAUUAGCUGGUUUGGAAAUGUCGGAAUCUAUGAUUGCAUCAAGAAAGCAAAAGUUUCCAUAUGCAGCUCAUUCGAUUGAUAUGAAUUAUUCAAUUCCCAUCGCAGACCGAAAACCAUUGGUUUUAGCUAAAUUCGGGUUGCACCAAUGUCCAAGGACUGAUAAUGCAGAUCAUUCAGACAAUUUAUCGACCGAAAAUGUGAAUGCUUCUGAAAAGCCUGCUGGUUCAGAAAAUGAUAUUCAUAUGCAAAACAAACCUCAUAUCGACGAAAAAAAUGAAACGAAGAUACACCAGAUGUCAUCUUUAAAACCUCAGACUUUUUUUGGUGCAUCGGCCAUGCAAGGUCUGUCAGAUGAGACUGCAGAUGAUGGUCAUCUUUCGGAAAGUUAUCAUGACAGUGACAGUUUCAAUUCCGAUGAAGAAGAUUCUGAAGAAGAAAGAUUAUACAAUGAAAAAGUGGCAGAAUUGCAACGAAGGCAACAGUAA